GACACCCCAUAGGGACACCUCAUAGAGGACACCCCAUAGGACACCCCAUAGACAGACACCCCAUAGGGUGAUGGCUGCACGGGGGCGGGUCGUGCAGUUGGUGUGUGUGGCAACACCGGGUCCUUCCUUCCUCCCUCCCUCAUCCUUCCCCAUCCCGCAGGGCGGGGGCCGCUGUUGGGGCAUCUCAUGGGUGGGGAGCUGGGGGCACCGGGGGGGAUGGGAAUUGGGGGGGGGGGAUAUAAAGGGCCCCCCAACCCAUGGGGUCACAGAGCUCAAUGUCGCCCUUUUCCUCCUGGUAGAGGCCGCAGGGUCGGGGCCGUCCUGCAGCACAGCAAUGCACAGCAAGGUGUUCAAGUACCGGCUGUGGGACAUGAACCAGCAGUGUCUGUACCUGUGCGAUGACCAGCUGGUGGCCGGGCACCUACAAGGAGCCAACGCUGCGCUGGAGGAGAAGGUGUUCUGGGUCCCCAACCGCUUCUUCAAGCCCGAGCUGCAGCCCGUCAUUAUGGGCAUCAGGGACGGGACCCGCUGCCUGGCCUGUCCCACUGCCCCACAGCCCACACUGCGCCUCCAGGACGCCGUUAUCACGGAGCUGCCCGGUACCGGUCCAUCCUCGCUCCCGUUCACGUGGUUCCGCUCGUACCGGGCCGGGCUGUGGCGCUUUGAAUCGGCCGCCAACCGCGGCUGGUUCCUGUGCACGUCGUCCUGCGCCCACCAACCCGUGGGGCUGUGGCGCUGCCCGGACCCCUCCCACGUCCUGGAUUUCUAUUUCCAGCUGUGCUCUCAUGGGGCUGGAUUUGUCCUUGUCACCUCUCGUGUCUUGGCAGCCGCCCUCAGCCCCGUCUCGCCCCAUAGGGGCUGUGGGGCGCGUCCUGUGGGGCAGCACCAGGGAUGGCAGCACCAGGAGCGGCCGCUGGGGGUGGAGAUGGAGGCGGCAGCCGGGGAUGGAGACCCAGAGGAGUCAGUUGUGGACCCCGACAUGGUGGCCUUGUUCGAUGACUUCUUGGGGAGAGUGGAUGAGUUCACCUCCCCGUCGAUGGCCCCGAGGGCUGAGCCGUACCACUACGUGCUGAGGGACACGGAGCACAAGGGGCUGUGCCUGCGGGACGGGCACCUGGUGGCUGCCAACCUGCAGGGAGCCAACAGCCAGCAGGAGGAGCCCAUCAGCGUGGUGCCCAACCGGCACCUGGAGCGUCAGCGCUGCCCCCUGUUUGUGGGGGUCAAUGGGGGGAAAAAGGCGCUGAGCUGUGGGACCGGACCUGAGCCACGACUGCAGCUGGAGGACACCCACCUCCUGUCCCUGUUCUCCUCCCCGGACUCCUCCGUCCCGUUCACGUUCUUUAAGUCUUUCUCCGGUUCCACUCACUCGUUCGAGGCCGCCGCGUUCCCGGGUCGGUUCCUGUGCACGGUCCCACAGCCGGACCGGGAGCUGGGCCUGGCACCGAGGGCCGCCCCGGGCUCCAUCACCUCGUUCUACAUGCGGCGACACCGGGCCCCAGAGCAAUAAAGGCCGUUCCCGUUA
Molecule: messenger RNA, 1522 nt
Organism: Coturnix japonica (Japanese quail)
Lineage: Eukaryota; Metazoa; Chordata; Aves; Galliformes; Phasianidae
Source: RefSeq, a predicted model, not a curated record